AUGUCCAGCACCAACGAUACCCCUCAAAAGCUUGUAGAGGCGACCGCCCUUGCCAAAUCACAAAUGCAAAUCCCGGGCUUACGCACAGGCUCGACAUCAAACCAAGUCCUUUACAAGAAUUCGACCCAGAAGGCCGUCAGUUUCAACGACCAAGUCCAAGAGGUCUUGUUCUCACGAGACGACGUCAUCGGGCACGAGACAGGAUCGAUGACCACUAAGCUCUCGGGGGUCCCCAGCGCUGCCUGGCAGAAAAUGUGGCUCGAAAAGUCAAUCUCGCUGCGCGAAAUGUGCUUAAAGAAGACACGAGAUGGGUGUAUGCCCGCUUGCGUGAUGUCCUUACAACAAAAUGCCAACUCGAAGAGUAUUCCUGAUACCCGCCAGGGGGACGCCACUGAGAAUGACGAUGAGAUGAACUCGACCAUAGCUGCCUUCGCAAAGAUGACCUUGUCGACGAGUAUAACACCCUCAAGUGAGGUUAGGGUCCGUCACCUUCUCGUCGGCGACCUCUAUUUCCAAACGAUCGAAGAGAUCGAAGAUCAUGUGCAACACCGUCUGUCAAACUUAACGUUCAGCACCGACGAUGCGCUCCGUGGUGCCAUCGAAGGCCUCCAGAGACGCACCAAGGACAAACUCACCGGGCUUCUGAAGUGCAUGGGCAUCCUUUAUCCUUAUCAUGGCCAAGGAGGACCCUGUGAAGCUGUUGCUGAUGCUCUUCAGGACAAAGAUUGGACAGAGGUGGACGCCAAAGCCGACGCACUGUUCAUCUCAUGUGCAACGCCGUGGGUGGUGGAGGCGAUGAAGGAUAUCACAGAGAAGUUCAAGAAGAAGCUCGACAGGAAGACAAGGUCAAGGAUUUGUUGA
Molecule: messenger RNA, 861 nt
Organism: Fonsecaea erecta
Lineage: Eukaryota; Fungi; Ascomycota; Eurotiomycetes; Chaetothyriales; Herpotrichiellaceae
Exons: 1
Coding region: 1-861 (286 amino acids)
Source: RefSeq, a predicted model, not a curated record